GACCUAAACCCCUCUUUUAAAUCCACCACCGGAAUUCUCCUCUCCUCCUCCAGCCAAACCCCUCCUCCCAAAACCCUAGCUCCUCUCUCCCCCAUCAAAAUCCUCACCAACCCUAGCCGCCGUCUCACAAAACCCUAGCCUUCACCAAUGGAGUGGAACCCUCAAGACCUCCACACACUCUCCCAAUGCUUCGUCAACACUCUCUCCCCCUCGCCGGAGCCCCGCCGCCGCGCCGAGGCCAUGCUCACCGAGUUCUCCCAGAAGCCGAACUACGGCCUCGCCGUCCUCCGCCUCGUCGCCGAGCCGAACGUCGCCGAGGAGAUCCGCCAGGCCGCCUCCGUCAACUUCAAGAACCACCUCAAGGUGCGGUGGUCCCCCGCGCAGAACUCCGACGAGCCGACGAUCGGUGACGCCGAGAAGGAGCAGAUCAAGGCCUUAAUCGUCUCCCUCAUGCUCAACGCCACCCCCAAAAUCCAAGGCCAGCUCAGCGAAGCCCUAGUCCUCAUCGGCAAGCACGAUUUCCCGAGGCUGUGGCCCACUCUGCUCCCGGAGCUCAUCGGAAGCCUCCAGAAGGCGUCACAGGCCGGCGACUACGCCUCGGUUAACGGUAUUCUUGGCACUGCUAACUCUAUUUUCAAGAAGUUUAGGCAUGAGUAUAAGACCAAUGAUCUACUGCUUGAUUUGAAAUACUGUUUGGACAAUUUCGCCGCAACUUUGUUAGAGAUUUUCAUGAAAACGGCUAGUGUGAUUGAGUCAGCCUCCAAUGCCGGUGGCGGUAAUGCCGCGGCACUCACGCCGCUGUUUGUGUCUCAGAGGUUGUGCUGCAGGAUUUUCUUCUCGUUGAAUUAUCAGGAGUUGCCUGAGUUCUUCGAGGACCAUAUGAAUGAGUGGAUGACUGAGCAGAAUAAGUACCUGGCCAAUAGUUAUCCAGCGCUUGAGAGUAGCGCCGAGGGGCUUGCGCUGGUGGAUGAGUUGCGUGCUGCAGUGUGUGAGAAUAUUAAUCUUUAUUUGGAGAAGAAUGAGGAGGAGUUUAAGCCGUACUUGAAUGGUUUUGCACAGGCUGUGUGGAAUUUGUUGACGAAUGUCUCUCAAGCGUCAGGCCGUGAUCAGCUUGCUGUUACUGCUAUUAAGUUCUUGACGACUGUUAGCACAGGUGUGCAUCAUAGUCUGUUUGCUGUUGAGGGAGUGAUACCCCAGAUUUGUCAGGGCAUUGUGAUCCCGAAUGUGAGGUUGAGGGAUGAGGACGUGGAACUCUUUGAAAUGAAUUACAUUGAGUUCAUCAGGAGGGAUAUGGAGGGCAGUGAUAUUGAUACUAGGAGGAGGAUUGCCUGUGAGCUUCUUAAAGGGAUUGCUAUCAAUUAUAAACCACAGGUUACCAAUUUGGUUUCUGUACAGAUACAGAAUUUGCUAACCUCUUUUGCCACAAACCCAGCUGAGAAUUGGAAGGAUAAGGACAGUGCAAUAUACUUGGUUGUAUCACUUGCAACUAAGAGGGCUGGUGGCACUUCUGUUACAACUGAUCUGGUUGAUGUUCAGAACUUCUUUGGGACAGUGAUUGUUCCAGAACUGCAGAGUCAGGAUGUGAAUGGAUCUCCAAUGCUUAAGGCAGGGGCGUUGAAAUUUUUUACAAUGUUCCGGAACCAUAUACCAAAGCCGAUGGCAUUACAAUUUUUUCCAGAUUUGAUUCGGUUUCUUCGUGCAGAGUCCAAUGUAGUUCACUCGUAUGCUGCAAGUUGUAUUGAGAAGCUUCUGAUGGUAAAGGAUGAGGGUGGCCAAGUAAGGUAUACUUCAAUAGAUAUUUCACCUCUGCUGCCACAACUGAUGAACAACCUCUUUGAGGCUCUGAAGGUUCCAGAAUCUGAGGAAAAUCAAUACGUUAUGAAGUGUGUCAUGCGAGUUCUCGGGAUUGCAGAUAUAUCCCAUGUGAUUGUUGGACCUUGUAUUACUGGGCUGACAUCAAUACUCAACAAAGCUUGUGAAAACCCCAAAAAUCCAGUAUUUAACCACUAUAUUUUUGAGUGUGUGGCAGUCCUUGUGAAGCGAGCAUGUGUGAAGGAUGCCUCUCUCAUAUCGGUUUUUGAGGUAAACCUUUUCCCCAGUAUCCAGAAGAUAUUAGUUGAAGAUGUGCAAGAGUUCUAUCCUUAUGCACUUCAGCUGCUGGCUCAACUUGUUGAGUUGAAUAGGCCUCCCAUUCCACAGAGUUACAUGCAGAUUUUUCCUAUGCUUUUGUCCCCCGACUCGUGGAGAAAGGCUUCCAAUGUCCCUGCUCUUGUGCGUUUGCUUCAAGCAUUCCUUCAGAAGGCACCCCAUGAGCUCAACCAAGAGGGGAAGUUGAGACAGGUCCUUGAGAUAUCCAAUAAGCUAGUCUCAGCCCGUAGUACUGAUGAACAGGGUUUCUAUGUGCUAAAUACUGUUGUUGAGAGCCUUGAUUUUAAUGUGCUUGCACCGUACAUUGGUCAGAUUUGGAGUGCCCUUUUCACAGUGCUUCAAAGCAGGCAGACAGGGAAGUUUAUCAAGUGUCUCGUGAUUUUUAUGUCACUAGUUCUGGUCAAACAUGGCUCUGCAAACCUUGUCGAUUCAGUGAAUGGCAUCCAGGCCAACCUAUUUCUGAUGAUAUUGGGGCAGUUCUGGAUACCUAAUCUUACGAAUAUUACAGGAAUCAUUGAGACCAAGUUGACUGCAGUUGCAUCAACGCGACUUUUGUGUGAAUCUCAAUUGCUUCUGGAUGCUGCAGCUGUUGAUCCCUGGGGGAAAUUGCUUAACAGCAUUGUGACCCUUCUUUCACGAACUGAGCAGGAGAGAGUCGAAGAGGAUCCUGAGAUGCCUGAAUUUACCGAGAAUGUUGGAUAUUCUGCCACUUUCAUUCGACUGCACAAUGCUGGGAAGGCUGAGGAUGAUCCACUGAAAGAUAUAAGAGAUGCGAAAGAGUUUUUGGUUGCUUCGUUGGCUAGGCUUUCUGCACUUUCACCUGGCAGAUACCCUCAAAUCAUCAAUCAAUAUGUUGAACCAACCAAUCAGACAGAACUACUUCGUCUUUGCAACUCUUAUAACUGCCUAAUUGUUUAAGAUUUCGUGUGGUGAUGAAGAAGAGGGUCUUCUAUUUAACUUUUGUUGAAUCUCUGUGCAUGCAUUUGUGAGCAACAAUUAUCGUCUCAUAGUUAACAGUUUUGGAUGAUAUACCUUCAUUUCUGCAACUCUUAAGAUGGUCUGCAGUGCUAUGGGGUUUUUGGUUACAGUUUUCCAGAGUCGGUCUUCCAUGCAUAGCAAUUAGCAAGCACCCGGUGGGUAAUUUGCAUAUUACAGUUGAAGUUCUAUACCAUCACGGAAAUUUCUACCGAGUCCUGUCUGUACGGACUACAUGUUGUCAUGUAAACUUGCCUUUGUCCUGUAUUAUUGCAUGUAUACAUUAUUGCAUCACUAUGAAUUCAAUGUUAAUGAA
This is a messenger RNA of Argentina anserina (silverweed cinquefoil), 3439 nucleotides long. RefSeq names its product exportin-2. The coding region runs from base 148 to 3066 and encodes 972 amino acids. Gene Ontology annotation, biological process: protein import into nucleus; protein export from nucleus. Gene Ontology annotation, molecular function: nuclear export signal receptor activity; small GTPase binding. The record is from RefSeq and is a predicted model, not a curated record. Gene Ontology annotation, cellular component: nuclear envelope; cytosol. The transcript has 2 exons. Lineage: Eukaryota; Viridiplantae; Streptophyta; Magnoliopsida; Rosales; Rosaceae.